This is a messenger RNA of Scleropages formosus (Asian bonytongue), 2174 nucleotides long. RefSeq names its product vesicle amine transport 1-like (gene vat1l). Lineage: Eukaryota; Metazoa; Chordata; Actinopteri; Osteoglossiformes; Osteoglossidae. The record is from RefSeq and is a predicted model, not a curated record. The coding region runs from base 164 to 1405 and encodes 413 amino acids. The transcript has 10 exons. Gene Ontology annotation, molecular function: zinc ion binding; oxidoreductase activity.
ACCACCGGAGAGAGAAGCUGUAAGCGCGAACAAACGCUCACAGCUGCUGCCCGGCGCCGGCAUUCGCUGCUCUCCAUGGGGGAGUGACCUGUCGCAGCCUCGCGCGCCGAGCCCCGCACGCCGAGUCCCCAUCGCCCCCACACCCCCCACGAGGCCCGUGGACAUGGCAAAGGAAGCAGCGGAGAUGUCGGAGGAGACGGUGCACAUGAUCGAAAGGAGCGCCGGCAAGGAUCCCGAGGGGGCCCUGUGUCCCGGGGACGCCAAGGAGAUGCGCGCCGUGGUUCUCACGGGCUUCGGGGGGCUCAACAAACUGCGGGUGACCAGGAAGGCGAUGCCCGAGCCUCAGGAGGGCGAGAUCAAGAUCCGAGUGAAAGCAUGCGGUCUGAACUUCCUAGACUUGAUGGUGCGGCAAGGAAAUAUCGAUAAUCCACCCAAGACUCCCCUGGUGCCCGGAUUUGAAUGUUCUGGAAUAGUGGAGGCCUUGGGCAGCAACACGAAAGGAUUUGAGAUCGGGGACCGAGUAAUGGCCUUCGUGAAUUACAACGCCUGGGCGGAGGUGGUGUGUACGCCGCUGGAGUUCGUUUAUAAAAUCCCGGAUGACAUGACUUUUCCAGAGGCGGCAGCCUUCUCCAUGAACUUUGUGGCUGCCUACAUGAUGCUGUUCGAGGUGGCCAACCUGCGCGACGGGAUGUCCGUGCUCGUCCACUCCGCCGGAGGGGGGGUGGGCCAAGCGGUGGCUCAGCUCUGCUCCACGGUGCCCAACGUCACCGUGUUCGGGACGGCUUCUUCCUUCAAGCACGAGGCCAUCAGAGAGUCCGUGACGCACCUCUUCGACAGAAACGCCGAUUACGUGCAAGAAGUAAAAAAAAUCUCCCCGGACGGCGUGGACGUCGUGCUGGACUGCCUGUGCGGAGAGAACACGGGCAAGGGCCUCGGUCUGCUCAAGCCCCUGGGGACCUACAUCCUGUACGGUUCAUCGAACAUGGUGACGGGCGAAACAAAGAGUUUCUUCAGCUUCGCCAAGUCGUGGUGGCAGGUGGAGAAGGUGAACCCCAUCAAGCUGUACGAGGAGAACAAAGUCAUCGCCGGCUUCUCGCUGCUCAACCUGCUUUUCAAACAAGGUCGCGGCGGCCUGGUGAAGACGGUCGUGCAGAAGCUUCUCUCCCUGUACGAGCAGAAGAAGAUCAAGCCACUCGUGGACUCCUUGUGGGCCCUGGAGGAGGUGAAGGAGGCCAUGCAGAGGAUCCAUGACAGGGGCAACAUAGGGAAGCUCAUUCUGGACGUGGAGAAGUCCCCCACCCCUUUGAUGGCCAACGACAGCACGGAGACCAGCGAGGCGGGCGAGGAGGAGGAGGAACACGAGGGCGACAACGACAACAAGGAGCGCAUGCCCUUCAUACAAUAGGGGCGGAUGGCGGAGGCCGCCGGCCCAGGAAGCAGGGGCACGAUAGCGCGUGGGGUGGGAAGGGGUGGGUCGCGGGAGGAUGGGUGGGUCGGGGGUCGGGGUUCACUGUUGUGUGCUGUGAACAAAAAAAAAGCCCUAGUAGAGCGUGCGUGAUCGUGUGUGUCCUCGUGUUUCGUCCGCCAGUGAGCUGAACUGUGAAUUGCGUGGAAAAAAAAAAAAAAGGAGGAAAAAAAAAAACGUAGCUUGUCGAAAGUGUUGAACUACAGAAGUGCCAUUCCCGGUCGGUGUUGAGGAGAUGUUACCUUUAUGUUGCCAGCCAAACUAUUGUUACCAGAUGCUCGGUUAUGUUUACAGCCUCCUGGGUGUCCGUCACUGUUUACUGGUCCACAUCGAAUGAACAUCGAGCAUGCGAGUGUGUGCGCGAGCGAGUACUGGCCGUUUGUUGCCCUAGCGUUGCUGAUGGAUACUGAAAAAUGGACCAAUCCGAGAAGGACUCUUCAGUGUGAGCCCAGCUGUGCUGUUCCGCUGAACUGCCACUGGACCUUUUCGUCGGUACUGGGGGGCAUGCAUAUUAAUGAUGUCAUUCCGGGGUCCUGUGGAGGAAACAUCAUUGCCUUGGCAACAGGCUGGAGUAGUAAAAUGACGCACUCUAUUCAAGCGACAGUAUUAAGUAUCAAGCUCGGGUGCUAAAUCCCAUACGAAAAUGGUCGUUUUAAAUAAAAACUAAAAUAAAAAAGAUGACAGCGCUCACACAUUGUCUGAAACCGCU